Messenger RNA from Alligator mississippiensis (American alligator), 6250 nucleotides. RefSeq names its product protein-glutamine gamma-glutamyltransferase 5. Gene Ontology annotation, biological process: peptide cross-linking. The coding region runs from base 94 to 3561 and encodes 1155 amino acids. Lineage: Eukaryota; Metazoa; Chordata; Crocodylia; Alligatoridae. The transcript is spliced from 13 exons. Gene Ontology annotation, molecular function: protein-glutamine gamma-glutamyltransferase activity. The record is from RefSeq and is a predicted model, not a curated record.
UCAUCCAGAUUUUGUCGGAUCUCGUCCAACUUGCUAAGGCGCAAGUUGAAAUAGUGCUAACCUGCUUGAGACACUGGCUGGUUUGCAAGAAAAAUGGAAGUUAUUCAGCUGGGGGAUGUCGACCUGAAUUGUCCUCGCAACUGCAAAUGCCAUAACACCCAUUUCUUCGGUACUGACAGACAGAUAGUAAGGAGAGGCCAGGCCUUUGACUUAUAUGUGCAUUUCCAAAACCGGGAAUGGGAUGACUCUGUGGACAAGAUCUCAUUCACUGUAGAGACAGGCCUCAGCCCUUGUGAAUCCAAAGAGACGAAGUGUACCUUUCCUCUGGGCAGAUGUAUAGAUCAAACCUGCUGGAGUGCUUGCUACAAACCUCAUCAGCAACGAUGCAUAAACAUCAGUGUGUUUCCACCAAUAGACGCCUGUAUUGGCUGCCACAUUCUCAAUAUGAACAUCACAUCUUGUGAUCGCUCAUUUCAGCGGUGCCUUGGAGACUUUGACAUCCUCUUUAAUCCUUGGUGUGCUGAUGACCCUGUGUAUAUGGACAAUCAGGCUCACAGAGAAGAAUAUGUUCUGAAUGAACAUGGGAUGCUGUACGAGGGAGUGCACAAGCACAUUACUUCUAGACCGUGGCACUUUGGACAGUUUGAAAAUGGGAUUCUGGAUAUCUGCCUGAAGGUCUUGGAUAUAGGUUCAAAUUACCACCAAGGCUCUGAACGAGGUUGUCGCUGGCGCAAUGAUCCUGUGCAUGUCAGUAUGGUGGUAAACCACAUGCUUUGUGGCCAUCACAGUAACAGCAUCAUGAAGCUCCCAGACAACAAUGAUUACCUGAAGGGAACUAACCCAUUAACAUGGAAUGGAAGUGUCCCCAUACUUCAGCAGUGGUAUAACGGAAGGUGUAGGCCAGUCAGGUUUGGAGACUGUCUCACUCUUGCAUCAGUGAUGUGCACAGUGAUGAGGUGUUUGGGAAUUCCAAGCCGUGUCAUAACAAAUUUCUGUUCUCCACACUGUGCUGAGAACCCCCUUGCUGUCAAUGAACUUUUUGACUCUACUGGCAAAACCCUGUGUGGCAAAGACAAACUAUGGGCAUAUCACUGCUGGAAUGAAUCCUGGAUGACUCGCAGAGACCUAGGUCUCUGCAGUAGUAACUGGCAAUGUCUGGAUCCAACACCCAUGGAGUCUGGAAGAGGUUCAGCUUGCUGUGGCCCUACCUCAAUCAGAAGUGUUAAAGAUGGAGAAUUGGAUUUGGAUUAUGAUGGCCAACAUAUAUUUUCUCGUCUGAAUGCAAGCUGUAUUGGUUGGCUUUCCAAAAGCAGUGACAAGAAAGAAAAACUUUACUAUGAUGCAUGGCUUUGCGGGCAGUGUGUUAGCACUAAGUCUGUUGGCAAUGAUCAUUGUGAAGAUAUCACUGGAACAUACAAAUAUGAACUUGGUUCUCUGAAAGGCAAAGAGGCAUUUUACAAAGCUUAUAGAAGAAUUCACUCUGGAUACUGCAAUGCUCCUAACUGUCAUAUAGAUAGAGAUUUAGCAGCUCUCCAAAACCGGUUCUUAAGUGAUGCUGGCGUGAGCAUGAGGUUUAAAAUGGUUAAUUGCCCUAUGUAUGGCCAAGAUGUCCAUCUUCAUUGGUUGCUUGAAAAUUUACGAAAUGAGCCCAAGAACCUGAAUUUCAACUUAUGCACUCAGGUGUUGACACAAAAUGGAUGUGCUUUGGAUCAGUUCUGGAAGGAAAAUAUAAAUGUUGCCCUGGGUCCAAGGGAAGCAAAAACAACCCCGUUACAUAUAUCUUAUAAUCCAUAUGGACAUCAUCUGGGUGAUCACGACAUUAUGAGGUUGGUAGCUAUCUCUGAUCCAGAGUGUGGAGGAGAAGUUCUGAUGGUGAAAAGAGACAUUGUGAUCAACAGGCCUACUGUUGCUAUUAAGCUCUUAGGUCUACCUAGGCUGAAUGAACCAUGUACUGCAGAAAUCUCCUUCUGCAAUCCCCUCCAAGAAGAUCUGAAGAAUUGUGUACUGAACCUGGAAGGCUGUGGCUUAUUUAAAGAGCCUAUGGCUGUUGAUUUAGGAACCUUGGCUUCCAAUCACCAAGCACGAACUGUAGUGGAGUUUAUACCCUAUAGGUAUGGUUGCCACCGGCUCCUAGCCAACUUUGCAUGUCACAAGUUUGGCUACUGCAAAGGUUAUGCCAGUGCUGAUGUGUGUGAUCCGAGGUGCAAUUCAGUGCCCUUCCCUGUGUGCAACUCAGGGACUCUCCCAGUGUGCGACUCCGGGUCCCUUCCUCAUGGGGAUGCAUAUGUGGACUAUAUCUGCAUCCCCAUGUGCACCUCUGGGAAUGGCUCUGGGAACCAGCCCACAUUUGACUAUGUGUACCUCCCUGUGGGACAUCCCCUGUGCAAUUCUGUGCGCCAGUCUGAUUCUGGCUUCCAUAUUAUAUGUGACACUAUGCCUUCUGCCAUGACUGCCCCCAUGUUUCAUUCAGUGAGUGGUUCAGUAUCUGCCCCAACAUCCAGCCCCAUGUGCCACCCAGUGGCUCAGGUUGUUGGUGGCUCUGCUUCUGCUCCAAUUCCUCACCCUGUCCAGCCCCCAAUGCCUUACUCUCUGUCUAUCCCAGCAAACAAUGCUAUGUCUGCUCUGCUCUCACACUUCAUGGCUGGCUCUGCUAACAGUAACCCUGUUCACACCCCUGUUUCUCACACUGUGUCUGGCACUAUGCCCACCUCAGCCUCCCAUCCACCAAGUGCCUUGGUGUCCCAUGCUGCUUGUGGCUCUGUGUCCAUCGCAGCAUCCCACCUCCUAAAUGCCCCAGUGUCCCAUGCUGCCUGUAGCUCUAUGUCCACUCCAGCAUCCCAUCCCCUAAAUGGUCCAGUGUCCCAUGCUGUGUCUACUCCAGCCUCUCACCCUAUUUGCACCCCAGUGUCCCACACUAUGUCUACUCCGGCUUCUCGCCCUGUUUGUAUCCCAAUGCCCCAUGCUAUGUCUACUCUAGCCUCUCACCCUAUUUGCACCCCAAUGCCCCAUGCUAUAUCUACUCCAGCCUCUCGCCCUGUUUGCACCCCAAUGCCCCAUGCUAUGUCUACUCUAGCCUCUCGCCCUAUUUGCACCCCAAUGCCCCAUGCUAUGUCUACUCCAGCCUCUCAUCCUAUUUGCACCCCAGUGUCCCAUUCUAUAUGUGGCCUUGCAUCCACCUCAGUAUCCCACCCUUUGAGCAUGCCAGUGUCCCGUGCAGUGCAUGGCUCCAUAUCUAACACAACAUCUCGCUCUGUAAGCAUUCCCAUGGCUCGCUUUGUGGGUGCCUCUGCCUCUUCCCCAGUGGCUCGGUCUCUGUCUCACUCAGUGUGCAGCCCUCACCAGGGUCCGUUAGGCAGUACAGUGUCCCGCUUUUCUUCACAGUCUGCAUGGGUCUCCAGAGCGGCCCCUGCAUCUCGCUUUCAAUCUAGCUCCAAAUUACGCUCUGCAUAUGGCACUCAGCCUCACUUUAAAUCCCGUUCUGCAUAUAGUGCUCUGUCCCACUCUGCAUCCCGCUCUGCAUAUGGUACUCUGACCCGCUCUGCCUGGAAAUGUACUCUCUAGGCUACAAUGGACACAACUACAUCGGUAGACCAACAAAGACUUAAGCAACUAAAGCAAGAUUUGCACAAAGGCUUGUUUGAACUGGAAAGUGUACUUACACCAAGACAUACCAUGCACUGAGGGAGAACAAAGUGUGUGGUUCUGGGACAUUCAUACACACAUCUGCAAUAUGCCAGGAAACAGAGGACCUCCAGCAGCAGAGAAGGGCAUUUGAUAUUGUGCACAAACUGGAAAGUGAUACUGUGGUAAAAAUGAGCAAGCUCCCAACUUGGAGCUAGAGGGUUUUACAGUCACAGAACUUGGACUCCAUUAGUCAAUCAAAUUGCUCUUUCAGUCCAAGAUAUUUUAUGAACAGUUUUCUCUCAUCCUCCUUUGCUUUGAUUAGCAGUUUGCACUUCUCACCUAGUUGUUGGUCCUGCUGAGCUAUACUGCUCAUGCCAAAUCACUGUUUUACAUAAAAUGCAUCAAUCUCAGGAUUAUUCAAAUAGAUAUAAAAUAUGAUAAUACAUUAGUGACAGAAAUCAUGACCUCCCACAGGUCUUGCUUAGCAGGCAUUGGACCCUGAACGCCUGACUUGUUAUGCUAUAUAUCUAUUUUUAUGCUACUAUAUUUCCUUAUCAGGCUUUGAAAAUGAAGGUGGUUACACCAUAAAACCAUGGGCUAAAAUCAAGCCUGCUUUAUGUUAACUGAAAUCAAAAGAGUUAUUUCACAUGUUAUCAUAAUUUAGCAUCAUAACUCUUGACGUAUUCCAGUCCCAGUGUCAAGAAUCUGAUGUGUCAAAUUAAAAAGGCUGCAGUAUUCAGCGAACAAAUUAUUUAAUUACUUCAGACUUUACAAAUGACCUUAUGACUUCUAUAUUGUGCAAACUAAUGGAGCUAUUCUAGUGUGUAUCAUAGGCUUUUAGGUUUAUGAGCUUGAACUUAAUAGCUAGGAACAUUAAUUAUGCAUAAACUGGUUUAAGUGAUCAGAUACUGGUUCAAACAACAGAAGUUCAGUGCACAUAAACUGCUUUCAAAAUGGUUGAAACCAGUUUAAGAUAAACCUGGAUGGAUGUAGUAUCAGACUUAACUGAUUUAGGUUAAAUCAGUGUAUUGAACUUCUGUUACAGAUCCCCUCCAGAUUCAAGUUAACUCUUAGUCCUCCAGCUUCCAAGGAUGCUUUUACCUCCCCUGCAAGCCCCACCUCACAGGGUGUGGGCGUUAGCUUUGGCCCAAGCUGUCUGCUCUAGCUGAGCAGGGAAGUGUGCUCUAGCUCCCCUUGGCUUCUGGCAUGGGCCACUGCAAACAUGUGGCUGCAUUUCUGGAAUCAAAAGUGAAUGUCUGUUCACUUACUUAUUGGUUCAAUCUAUGCAACUUAGAUUAACCUGCAAAGAUUGAAUUAAUUCAGCCUUGGUCUUUUUGACUGGCUGUACAUAGCCAAUGAGUUCAAGUAAAGACAAUUCCACCAAAAGGCUUGAACUGAGGAAAGAAAUAUGAUGCUUUCCUUUGUUUUUGUUUGUUUGUUUGUUUUACUUAAACAGUACACUGAGAAACUGAGGAGGUUGUAAGUAGUAUGGUACAGCUACUUGAAUCCUUCUGCAUCAUUUCACUACUCAUCUCUUCCCACAAAUUUUGGAAUACAAGUCAUACCAACAUCAAGGUACAAAUUACCAUUGCCCCAUAUCCAGACUUUGGUGUGAUUUUUUUUGUGUGUUUUCAUCUUAGGAGAACAUUGGUGUUGCUCAGUCAUUUCCCACUCUGUCCCCUUCAUUCUUUUUCUUCAGUGUGAGAUGUGCCCCAUUUCUUUGUGAGCUGCAGUUUUCUUUUUGGAAAGACCACUAAGGUUUUGUGGUAAAGAGUUUCUAGGGAUUCUUGGUGCUGUAGAUUCUAGAGCAUAUAUUACUUGCAAUAUUACAAUCUGUAGCCCAACUCUCCAUGUGUUUUCAGGAGAUUUCACUCAUAUGUUGGGAAUCUAACAAGAUAUGCAACUAGCUUAGAUGUAUGAACAGGGUAGAAUAAUUCUUUGUCUAAUGGUUCUCAACUGGGGUAGUGUGACAUGCAUCAGGGCUCUGCACCACAUACACUCCUGCUGCAUUAGGCUCUGAUGAGCAAAAGUAGGCAGGGCCUGCCUCAGGCUGUAGCCCUUCCCAUUAUAGCCUCCCUCCACCCCUCCCCAUGCUCCUCUUGGAAACUGAGGGGUAUGGGACAGUUCCAUCUGCAUACUUCUCUUUCUGGGAGUAGUCUGGGGGGCAGACCAGAAAGGGCUAUAGCACAAGGCAGCUCCUGCCUGCUUUAGGCUGAUCAGAGAGCCCAAGUGCAGGAGGAGCAUGCACACAUGCCACAGCCAUUUCUGGGCUGACUGUAUAGCAGGCAUACAGGGUAGUUUUACGAGGAGGCUAUAGCGCCUGGCUGAAAAGCACUGAGAUGAGUUCUCUACUGUGGGUGCCACCACGUUUAAAAAAAAAAAAAAAAGUACUGGAGGGGUGCCCUGACUCUGAACAGAUUGAGAACAACUGGACUAGGAUGCAAUAAUAAGGGAACAGAAAUUCUGUAUUUGCCAGAAAAAGAGGUCAUUGCUGGGUGCUAUAAUGGGGUAGGCAUGAUUCACUGACUUGUUUUUAAUGAAGUUUCAAUUGCCUGUAUUGGAUUUUUUACUGAAAUUUUCUUUGCAUGACUGACAAUAAAAAAGCAAGGUUAAAAAGAAAAAAAAA